AUGACUGACAAACUACCACCCGUUUUACAUCAACAAUUUCUUCACGAGUUUAUUCAGACGGGUUUCUUCAGGAUCAUCCUGAUUAUGUUUUGCAGUGUUUACAUCAAUGAACACAUUGAUGGAUUAUCUUACAAUACGCAGUGCAACCAACCCGCAAAAAAUUCUUGCUGGAAAAAAUUUAGACGAUUCAGAAGAGGCUUUCGAAAAGAAAAAUAUGCGCUGAUAUGA
Acanthoscelides obtectus is the source of this 228-nucleotide messenger RNA. The record is from the annotation of a GenBank genome assembly. NCBI's taxonomy places the organism in Eukaryota, Metazoa, Arthropoda, Insecta, Coleoptera, Chrysomelidae.